CGUGGAAAUACUUGCUGCAAUCAAGAGUCGUUUCAUGUAGCUGCCGACAUCUAGACCACUGUCGGGAGGCCGUAAGAGAAAUAAAGUCGUCGUAUGCAUGCUGGGUAAAUCGGCUGCGCGAUCAUGGUAAGUCAAGGAGAUGUAUAAAUAAGGAUGUCUCGCCUUCUGGCAUCAUCGUCAACGACCACCUAUUCUACCUUCAAGGUCUCGUCCAUCAACAAUGAUUUCUUACAUCCUUACCUUGUGUCUCAAUCUCUGCCUGGUACUGGCCGCCAGCAGGACUUCUGCCCCUAGUGGUGCACUCGUAGUCAGCAAGGCUCCAGCCAAAGGGCAAUACUCCAAGAUCCAGGAUGCCGUCAAUGCUCUCUCGACUUCUUCCACCACAGCUCAAUCCAUCUUCAUUGAAGCUGGUACCUAUAACGAGCAAGUCUACAUCACCCCUCGCAAAGCUGCCCUCACCAUCUACGGUUACUCGGAGAACACAGCAGACUACAACCACAAUGUUGUCACCAUCACCCAAAAACUGUCUCAGAAUGAAGUAGCCACCAAUGACUUGACUGCUACACUCAGAGCUUGGUCCACAAACUUCAAACUCUACAACGUCAACCUUGUGAACUCCUACGGUUCGGGUAAACAAGCUCUCGCACUCAAUGCUGCUGCUACCAACCAAGGCUACUACGCCUGCAAAUUCAGCGGAUUCCAAGACACAAUCCUCGCCCAAACUGGAACCCAGCUCUACGCAAAAUCCUACAUCGAAGGUGCUACAGACUUCAUCUUUGGUCAACACGCGUCUGCCUGGUUUUCUUCCUGCGACAUCCGCGUUCUUUCCGCUAGUCUGGGUUACAUCACUGCCUCUGGUCGUGCGUCCAAUGAAGCAGGUUACUACGUCCUGGACCACUGCAGUAUCGCCGCUAAAUCAGGGCAAAGUGUUGCUAAAGGAGCAUACUAUCUGGGAAGGCCUUGGGGCGCUUAUGCCAGAGUUGCGGUGCAGAGUACGACGAUUAGUAAUGUUGUCAAUGCGGCGGGGUGGCAUAUCUGGAACACUGGGGAUGAGAGAACUGAUCAUGUCAGUUUUGGAGAAUAUGGAAAUAGUGGGGAUGGUGCUGCGGGGACCAGAGUUAUUGGCACCAAGUUGAGUAAGGCGGUCGCUAUUACUGAUGUCUUGGGCAGUGGGUAUGUUAGUGCGGCAUAUGUUGACAAGGCAUAUCUUUGAGGUGGAUGUUGGCUUGAAGGGUCAUCGGACGGCGGUCGUUGCGAUUAGCGAUCAAUUAUGCUGGACAUAUAGAGUCGACUACAUUGUCAUCACGACUUGUCAUAUAACACACGGAUGUUCUCCG
Molecule: messenger RNA, 1337 nt
Organism: Aureobasidium subglaciale EXF-2481
Lineage: Eukaryota; Fungi; Ascomycota; Dothideomycetes; Dothideales; Saccotheciaceae
Product: carbohydrate esterase family 8 protein
Exons: 2
Coding region: 221-1213 (330 amino acids)
Biological process (GO): cell wall modification
Molecular function (GO): pectinesterase activity
Source: RefSeq, a predicted model, not a curated record